Molecule: messenger RNA, 6103 nt
Organism: Camponotus floridanus (Florida carpenter ant)
Lineage: Eukaryota; Metazoa; Arthropoda; Insecta; Hymenoptera; Formicidae
Product: adenylate cyclase type 6
Exons: 23
Coding region: 1980-5642 (1220 amino acids)
Biological process (GO): intracellular signal transduction; adenylate cyclase-activating G protein-coupled receptor signaling pathway; cAMP biosynthetic process
Cellular component (GO): plasma membrane
Molecular function (GO): adenylate cyclase activity
Source: RefSeq, a predicted model, not a curated record
AUCCGUGUGUGGCGUAUCGCGCUUAGUUCCGUGUCGGAAAGUCGAUCGGGCCACCGGUCGACGAACCCUUGGCACGAAUCAUCCCCCUGCGAGAUCUCGCGUUCUUCGUACGAGGAAACGUUCCCUCGAGCAACGAAUAAACGAUCGAUCGACGAUGCAAUUCGCUCCUCUCGGCUCCUCAAGUGCAUCUAAUUGAGUGCACCGCAAGUAUUUCCCCCGACGCGACGAAUGAUUGUCCCCCGAAAGCGUGGAUCUUUGCGAUUUUCGCGAGUCCUCCUCAAUCGAUCGCCGGAUUUCAGGAAGGAACUAGGUCGGAGGCGACUGUCCAAGUGUCCUCGAUUAAUCAAUGUCGGUUUUGACCGGCUGCGAAUCGAAGAGUGAGAGGAAGAAAGUAAAAAGACGGUCCAAGUAGAGAAAGACAUUUUCGAUCAGCCGCAAUCCUUCCAUCUUAUGCUCGUUUACAACGUAAUCGUUGCACGUUAUGCGGCACGCACCUCCGUGACUGCACGCAUUAAGGGCAUUAAGGGAACGCGCGUUGCGAGCAUCGAGAGCACUUGACGAGAAGAGGGGAAUCGAGCGCAGAUAAUCGGGAUCGAUCACGCGCCGAUUAAAUUCAAAAUCGAGCCAAAGGGAACGCGCUCGAAUCGGAAUCGAGUGGCCGAUAUCGAAUCCGCACAAAUUUAAAUCGCAUGAUGUAAUUCUGAGAAAAAUACAAUGGGAAUAAAGACGGAAUAAAAAGAUAAUAGAGAAGACAAAUUGAAGAAAACGCGGAAUCUCAACGAAGAAUAAGAACCAAGAGUUUCUUCCACGAGCUGAUGCAAAUUGAAUUAAAUACGCGCUAUAAUUUUAAGAUACGACUGCGAUAUCAAAUACAGCGAUACUGAAUUUCGAGCUACACACCUACGCAAACGAGACUCUAGUGGAGCAAUAUUAAUAAAAAAAAUGAAACGAUCUCGAGCAAAUUAAAAACAAGAAUUAAAAUGUUGAAGUAUGAAUUAGAUGAUUUCGUGAAAAAGAAAAGGAGGUAAGGGAGAAAAGAAAAGGAAAGUUUUAACGAGGUUUAACACAUCAUUUUCGCGUAAAUUCGCAAACGUGAAAUCGUACUCUCGCGCACGCAAUAUCACCGCAAGAAAUUCUCGUCGGAGAUAUCUUUUUCGCGUUCGAGGAACUUGUAAUAACAAUUCUCGCGGGAUAAGAGAGCGCAAGAAACUCGAGAAGAACAUCUCUCUCCUUUCCGGUUACACAUCCCUUACGGGGCUCGCGGGAUAAUAGAAAGUAAUAAGAGUAAGAAUAAUAAACGCGGGGAGAAUAAAAACGCUUAAUCCCAACGGGAUCGCCAGGAAGGGAAGCACAUGCUGGGAGGAGAAAUAAUUCCCUUUCCGAUAUCGUCGUAAUGCCCGAAUCUGCUGACAACGCGAUGAAACGGAGAGACGGCUUCGUCGGGGCGAGAUCUCGAUAAUUUCAAUCCAUUUGCGAUCUCUUUCCCCUUCGUUUCCGAUCGCGGGAUGAUCGAGUUCGCGCGUCGAAGUCGCAACGUCGCUCUGCGACUCGAUAAUUUGACUGGCAUUCGACAAACUUAGAUGCCACUCCGCUCUACCCGAGAUCUCUGUCCACUUGGAGACAAUUGUCGCGACACUCAAACGCAGUAAUCGAAAGAUAAGGACAGCGUUUACAGCAUCGUUUCAACGUUCGAGAGAGCCCAAUGCAUCAUACUAGCCGUUACUAUGCUUGAAAAGAAUCGACGCGUCUCGUGAAUGGCCGAUUCAUCUCGCGAAAACGUGGCAUGUUGCUGAGGAAACUUUAAAGGAAGAAGGAAAGAGACGGAAAAGAGGAAAGUCCGUAACGAGAUGGAAGACGCGUCAAGAUGUUGCGAGACGCGAAGAGAAACAUGAAGUAACGGACACGGGUCCAUUAUUGCCCCGGAGGGCUUUCCAACGUCUGGAGGCAGAGAAGACACGGUGACACGGAGAAAAUACGGCAUGGAUUUCCCAAAACGAGAAUGGAGUCACAGGCUUAGUCUUCGUGGUAGCCGAAGAGCUCACGAGGGCGAGAUCGGUCCUAGAACGAUAGCCGGUGCCGCCAGGACCACGAGGAGAUGGGCCAGCCUCAGGCAACACGUGAGCAGCGGCAAUGACGGUGGUAAACCCCGCGUCGAGCUACUGUUCGAUACGCCGGGUUCCAAACCCUCCACGCCAUCCUCGCAACCGCACACGCCUAAUACACCAAAAACACCGCAUACCCCACCAAUCAAGAAGUCUAAUUGGGAGGUCAUCGAGCACUUUACCGGCGCGCCACGACCUUCUAUCAUCACAGUUGCCAGAGGAUCGGAAGUGGGCAUGGCGCCGACGACCGGAAGGGAGACCAUGGCGGAAGCUGCGGCGAACGCGGGGAUCACGCAGCGCACGCCGAAAUGCGCCCUGAGCAGGUUCCUGAGCUCGUUAUGCGGCUCUCAUCGCUUCAAGAACUUGCAGGUUGAAAUGCUCUACCAACGCUACUUCCUACGCAUGAAUCAAAGUAAUAUGACACACGUGCUCAUUCUACUAGUCGGUUUGGCACUCGCAUUGGGCCUACUACUUGUUGCGAAAUUGAUGCUGACUGAUAGACCGCUGUUCACGCUUUUACAGAGACCUGAAAAUUUCUCCCUUGGUGUCACUUUAGUGACUUGUAUCGCUGUUUACAUCGUUUUGGUGGCUGCCAUAUCCAGACCGGGCAUGAACGAGAUAUGGCUUGCGGGUGUCAGCGGUGCAGUGCUGGUCACUCUGCUGGCCCUGCAGGUGACCUUGAGUAUUCAUCUGGCACGCCUGCACGAGGCAAGCCAUGACAAUGCCGAUGAUCCGUCGUCCUUCUCCAGGCCGGAGGAUCUUCGAGCCGGUGGACCCCUCGCCGCCACUUUGGCGGUCUGCUUCUUCAUCUACAUGGCCUACGCUCUUCUGCCGAUCAGACUCAGGCACGCCUGCAUCGCCGGGAUCGUCUUCUCGGCCGCUCAUCUCAUCGGAGCCUUCCUGCUUUAUCCAGAUUAUCCAUCCAUGAUCGCACACCUGUUGAGUUCAAUCGUGGUAGUCGGUGGAACAAACGUAGCCGGUGCACUAACACAUCACCCUCGGGAAUUGGCGCAAAGACAGGCAUUCCUCGAAACCCGACAAUGUGUUGAAGCACGUUUGACCACACAGAGGGAGAAUCAGCAACAGGAAAGACUUCUGCUCAGCGUAUUACCUAGACACGUGGCCAUGGAAAUGAAAGCCGAUAUAGCCGGAAAGCCAAAGGAUACGAUGUUUCACAAAAUUUAUAUUCAAAGACACGAAAAUGUCAGUAUUCUAUUCGCCGAUAUUUGUGGAUUUACUUCGCUCUCCGAUCAAUGCACUGCCGAAGAACUCGUCAGAUUGCUCAAUGAACUUUUUGCACGGUUUGACAGGCUAGCCUCUGAGCACCACUGCCUCAGGAUAAAGCUCCUCGGGGAUUGUUAUUAUUGCGUUUCCGGACUUCCGGAGCCACGACCCGAUCAUGCUCAUUGUUGCGUAGAGAUGGGAUUGGACAUGAUAGAUGCAAUAACAUUGGUUCGCGAAGUAAUGGCCGUAAACGUGAAUAUGAGAGUUGGCAUCCACACGGGCCGGGUUCACUGCGGGGUUCUCGGCUUGAGGAAAUGGCAGUUCGAUGUUUGGAGCAACGACGUGACCCUAGCCAAUUACAUGGAAAGCGGAGGGAUACCCGGACGCGUGCACAUCACAAAAGAGACUUUAGAUUGUUUGGGAGGAUAUUACGAAGUCGAGGAAGGUCGCGGAGGCGAGAGAAACGCGUAUCUAAAGGACCACAACAUCAGAACUUAUUUAAUUGUCCCUGGAGAUACGUUUAAGGACAAUAUAACUAGUUCCGGGAUGCGAAAGAAUUUUCCAGCGAACGGUAACGUGUCUAAAGAGAUGAGGGUUAUGGGCCAUGGCUCGCAACACGGAAAACAAACCAAUAGAUUAGGCUUCGGUGAAAUUAUCGAGAGCGAAAAGGACCCCGAAGAUGAGGUAAACGAGUAUCUGAUGCGAGCAAUCGAUGCUAGAAGCAUAGAUCGAUUGAGAGCGGAACAUUGUACACCCUUUAUAUUGAAAUUUCGAAGACCGGAUGUCGAAGAAAAGUAUUCGCGAGAAAGAGACAGGAUGCUCUCAGCUUACUUCGUGUGCUCCGGUUUCGUCUACAUGGUCGUUGUGGUCGCAAUAGCCAUCACCCUCACUGGAAGCGUAUACUUCUACGUUUGCACCGCGAUAAGCAUAUUGGUGAUAGCCUUAGUCAAUGCCGUUUUAUUAGCGGAAAAGAACGAGAGAGUACCGCAGUGGGUGAGGAACGCAGCCUUACAGAUCUUCGAAAAUCGCAUCGUCGCGCAAAGCAUCGCGUCCAUCGUCGUUUUUUUGACGUUCAUCACGGUAUUGUCACCGUUGAUCACAUUAGAAGGAAGCAAGGCUUGCACCAGCAAUAACACCUCGCUCUUCGCCGCAGAAUGGCUAGACAAGAAUUCCACCGUACAGAGAAUUCCGACAAAGAGUAACGACAGUGUCAGCAUAUGUGACUAUAUCCUUUUCUGCGACCUGUUUCCGGUUCUGGUGAUGCUCGUGAUGGUGACGUGCGCCGUGUACCAGAUUCUAACGUUGGUCUUUAAAGUAACCGUAUUGAGCAUCGUUGUGAUUUUUUAUCUCGGGAUCAGCAUUAACCAGGCACUAAAUGAGGUCGAUAUCGAGCCCGCUGGAAGAUGGUUGGCGGGCGUUUUGGUGGUUUUCUUUAUGGCCUGCUUAGUGGCACACUCCCAACACACAGAGGCAACUUACAGAUUAGACUUCCUAUGGAAGUUACAAGCGACUGAGGAGAAGGAGGAAAUGGAGCACUUAAAAGCCUACAACCAGAAACUGCUCGCAAACAUACUUCCCGAACACGUGGCUGCCCACUUUCUGUCUACUGUCAAUUCAGACGAAUUGUAUCACGAACAAUGCGAUUGUGUAUGCAUUAUGUUCGCCUCGAUCCCAAACUUUUCGGAGUUCUACGUUGAGCUCGAAGCGAAUAAUGAGGGCGUAGAAUGCCUCAGGCUUCUCAACGAGAUCAUCGCUGACUUUGACGAGUUACUCGCCGAGGAACAGUUCAAGUACAUCGAGAAGAUCAAGAGCACGGGAGCCACGUACAUGGCAGCAUCGGGCUUAACGAAAAGCACCUGCGACAUGCGGGAUUUCAAGCACGUAGUUGCCAUGGCGGAUUACGCUCUGAGGAUCCGCGAGCAGCUGGCCUAUGUCAAUGAACACAGCUUUAAUAACUUCCGCAUGCGUGUGGGCAUCAACAUCGGACCGGUGGUAGCCGGUGUGAUCGGCGCCAGAAAGCCGCAAUACGAUAUCUGGGGCAACGCCGUGAAUGUGGCCUCCAGGAUGGAUUCGACGGGCGUGUUGGACGGGAUUCAAGUCACCCAGGAGGUGCGCGAUAUUUUGAUCCCCAAAGGAUAUCCGCUAACUUGUCGUGGGACAAUCCAGGUCAAAGGAAAAGGUAGUAUGAUAACUUACUUCCUGGACGGACCGAAAAACAUCACGAAGCCCAAUCAGGUGGAUGUCACCAAGACGAAUUCUAAUAAUAACGACGCGAUGGAUAAACCAACAGUCAACAACAGCAAUGGGACCGUCUGAUUGGUGGGAAUGCUCGAGCAAGAAUUCGCGACGAACGACGGGUCACACCGAAGAUAAAAAAAUUCCAAUUAUUUUUUAUUCUUGCGUUUGUCAUUUAAAACUUCUUCCAUAUACUGAAGCCCAAAAACAACCGCGUAAUUUCUAAAUCGCGUGUGCACAAAUUGGAGUCGAAUACCGUCCGUAGCGACAUCAAUCGACCUCUGACACACAGACGGAAUAAUUACGCCACUAGUUUUAAGAGGCAAACGAAGCGUGAUCGACGUUCGCAAAAGUAAUCCCCGGUAUUUCGGUGCGGAUUUUAAAGCGAGUUAUGCUUAAUUACUUCUGAAUUAACUAAAGACUAAAAGAAUUAUACAACUUUAAAGAACAACUGUCGAAUCAUUUCAAGUGAUAAAUAAAAUCUCGAAAUUAAUAUAAACUUUUUGGAAGCAUUUCAAUAACAAAUACUUGUCUAAAAAAUA